Populus nigra (black poplar) is the source of this 2780-nucleotide messenger RNA. RefSeq names its product probable receptor-like protein kinase At5g24010. The record is from RefSeq and is a predicted model, not a curated record. Gene Ontology annotation, molecular function: ATP binding; protein kinase activity. NCBI's taxonomy places the organism in Eukaryota, Viridiplantae, Streptophyta, Magnoliopsida, Malpighiales, Salicaceae. Gene Ontology annotation, biological process: protein phosphorylation. The transcript has 2 exons. The coding region runs from base 146 to 2491 and encodes 781 amino acids.
CAACUCCUGUACAGAGAGUGACAGAUACAAGUCAACAAGUCUUCCUCUGAAAUUUCAAACUUGCCAGUACUCCCUCAUAUCCUCCGCUCCUGACACCCUUUCCUCCAUUCAAAGAAAAAGCAUCAAAUAUCCUCAUCCAAUUUCUAUGGAGUUCUCUCUUCAUCCACUCUUUCUUCUUCUUCUUCUUUCUCUUCUUUCUCUUCUUUCAUCCUCAGUAUCUUACAAUCCUCCGGUUAAGUACUUCAUGAACUGCGGAUCUGGCACCAAUUUCCAACUUGACAAUUACCGGGCUUUUGUUGGUGAUGAGAAUUCUAACUCUUCCUUCUCUGUAGGAAAAAGCAAAUCUAUCCAAAAUAAAAACCCUUUACCCGGCAUAUCACCCCUCUAUCAUACAGCUAGGAUCUAUACGAAAAUAUCCUCGUAUAUGCUUGAUAUCACUCAAACUGGUUCCUACCUUGUUCGCCUUCAUUUCUUUCCAUUCAGCUUCAAAGGGACUCAUCUUGCUGAUGCUUUGUUCGAUGUGUCUGCUUCAAAUUUUUCACUUUUAUCAAAUUUUAGAGUCCCGAACAGUACUACUGAGUUCCCAGUGAUCAAGGAGUUCUUUCUCACGAUUGCUGCAGGAAAUUUCAAAAUCUACUUUAAACCAGCUGAAGAAACAUCUUAUGCUUUCGUGAAUGCCAUAGAAGCCUUUCUUCUCCCACCAAAUUUCUUCAUGGAUAAUUCAACAAUUCCUCCUUUACGGACCAAAGGUGGAGCUCUUAGGACACUUUAUAGGAUCAAUGUUGGAGGUUCAGAAGUUAACGAUACCCUGUGGAGGAAUUGGGUACCAGAUGAUGAUUAUCUAACUUUCGGGGGUUCGGGUGCAAACCGUUCUUAUGGUGGUGAACUUCAUGAGGCCAGUCAAGGGUUGAUUGUCCAAGAAAUUGCCCCUGAUUCUGUGUACAGAACUUGCAGAGAAGCGAGUGUAGAUAAUAAAGGGGCAUCCAAUUUUCCCAAUAUAACUUGGCGUUUUAACGUGAAUAAGAAAGCUAGGCAUCUUGUUCGUCUGCACUUUUGUGACGUUUUCAGUGUUUCACCAGGUACUGUGAAAUUUGAUCUCUAUAUAUCUACCAAUUCCAGUCAUGAGAUCGAUCCUAAUUCUAAAGGGGUUAGUGAUAUGGCAUCUCCAUUUUUCUACGAUUUUGUGGUUCCUUCUAAUGAUUCCGGAUAUAUGAGUUUUAGUAUAGCCCCAGGAAAUAAUUCUAUUUCGAAAGUUGCUUUUCUGAAUGGAUUGGAGAUCAUGGAGUUUGUGGGGAACACGAUAAUUGUAGUGCCUGUUGAUGAACAUGAGUCAAAAAACCAUCUGGCUCUCAUAAUUGGUUCAGCUGGAGGUGUGGCUCUAGUCUUGGUUUUGAUUUUAUUAUUCUCAUUAUGUUUGAGAUUAAAGCGACCGAAGCCCGUAAAAGCUGAGUUUCUUUAUGGAAAAGGGAGGUCUCCCAGUUGGAUAACUGAAAGAACUGAAAAUGCCUCCAACGUUACUAAUUUAAACCUCAAACUGAAGAUGUCUUUACCUGAAAUACUGGCUGCGACUCAUAAUUUCAAUCCAAAGUUGUUGAUUGGUGAGGGUGGGUUUGGCAAAGUUUAUAAAGGAACUCUUGAGACUGGUAUGAAGGUGGCUGUGAAACGAAGCGAUUCAAGUCAUGGCCAGGGUCUUCCAGAGUUCCGAACUGAGGUCAUGGUCCUUUCAAAGAUUCAACAUCGGCAUCUUGUUUCCUUGGUUGGCUACUGCGAUGAAGGAUCGGAGAUGAUAUUGGUUUUUGAAUUCAUGGAAAAGGGGACUUUGAGGGACCACUUAUACAGCACGAAGGAGUGCUCAAAGAAUCCGUCUGCAAAAACUGAAUUGAAUUGGAAACAAAGGCUUGAAAUCUGUAUUGGCUCAGCAAAAGGUCUCCAUUACCUCCAUACUGGUCCAGAUGGAGGAAUCUUUCACCGUGAUGUUAAGUCUACAAACAUCUUACUUGAUGAACAUUACGUGGCCAAAGUAGCUGAUUUCGGUCUUUCUCAACAAGGAAUGCCUGAUCCGGACCAUCUAAGCAUGGGUUUUAAAGUGCUUUGUGCUCGACCCCCUGUUGUAGACUCACAGCAGAAGGAAGAAAUAAACUUAGCUGAAUGGGGGAUGUUUUGGCAAAAGGAAGGGCAGCUUGAAAAGAUUAUCGAUCCUCUACUGGCAGGUCACAUCAACCCUAAUUCGCUAAGAAAAUUUGGUGAAAUAGCUGAGAAGUGUUUGAAGCCACAAGGAGCAGACAGGCCUAAUAUGAUUGAUGUGUGCUGGGAUUUAGAAUACGCAAUGCAGCUUCAACAGACUGCAGUGCAUAGAGAGGCACAUGAGGACACCACCACAACAGGUGUUUCAUCAGAUUCAGCACUCCCAGUUAUGCAGAACAUGAGUUCUAAUAUGUUCCCAGUUGAUGAUUUCUCAGAUACAACAGAUACAGUAAUGUAUCCCAAUUAAGAAUUAACGAUUCCAGAUGAUCCCCACGGGUCAGGAAUGAGCUCUCAAUACCUCCAGCAACCAAUUGAUAAUUCAUGUUGUCAGAUAAGAAGUUCUAAAUAACAGCAAGAACAUUUAGAAGCUUUGCCAAUUACACAAAUGCCUUAGUAAUUCUCGGGGUUGGAAGCGCCUAUUCAACCAAGAGAUUAGGGUAGAUAGCUUGAUAAAUGAGUUUCUGGAUGCUAAUGUCCAUCCAGUGGAUGCAUAUCUGUAAAAUAUAAAUAAUAAUAAAGUUUGAUUGGAUGCUCAA